This is a messenger RNA of Fonsecaea multimorphosa CBS 102226, 1809 nucleotides long. RefSeq lists its product as uncharacterized. NCBI's taxonomy places the organism in Eukaryota, Fungi, Ascomycota, Eurotiomycetes, Chaetothyriales, Herpotrichiellaceae. The transcript has a single exon. The coding region runs from base 1 to 1809 and encodes 602 amino acids. The record is from RefSeq and is a predicted model, not a curated record. Gene Ontology annotation, cellular component: fungal-type vacuole membrane; TORC1 complex.
AUGCCUUCGGCUUCCCCCUCUCCCAUCAAACGGCCCUCGCUAAACGAACGCACCUCUUCUACCCAUUCCCUGAGUUCCUCGGGCAGACAGACCACCACCGCCCACAAAGUCCACCGGCCUCACGUCGUCAGUCGCCAUUCAAGGAAUGUCUCUCAUGGCAAAGGGCUUAGUAAAUUGGGCAAGGUCCAGUCCACGGCCAGCAUUACUUCAGACUACCAAACUCAUCAGCGGAAAAAGUCAGGAGACACCUUGCCUCCCCACAGUCCGAAGACGCCUCUGGUAAAACGCAACAGCUCCCAUGUUGCCUUGGUCAAGAAUACCUCCUUCGGCAACCUGCGCAAAAACCAAUCCGCUAACGCGCUGCCACGAAACGCCUCUCACGGAGCUCUGAAAAAGGUUGGACUGACGCCGGCAGUAAGAAAAAAGAGCAAGGAGGAGAAAGACGGCGUGUUCCAGCUUGGGGAUCGAUCUUCAGACGAUGAAGAAGAGGGUGAAUGGGAGGAUUCAACCACGCAGUCUCCCGAACUCACGCGCAAUAACUCGAAGAAUAACUCGAAGACAUCUACGCCUCCGCGACCACAUACGCCGAACGAAGAUGCAGCUCCUCGACACCCUUCAGAAGCGGACGUCAGCCGUCCCGAAAAGAGCUCCUCGCCUCCCCAAGCAUCCUUAAAGACCAAGAACCGGUCUGCGCCUAAUCUCAAGAAUGAGCCGGUUAUGUCGCAGGUGCAGAACAUGCCUGACCCUGCGCUUCUACAACAAUAUCCUCGUUCUUCUCGGGCCCCUCCGGCAAUGUCAACGGUUUCUGCGCAUGUUGGACCGAGCCAGCUGGUGCGCAAUGACUCAUCCAGGUCCUUCACCCACAUCUCUCACGCCGACGUCACUUCGUCAACGGCCAACACCGGUCACACCGGCCUUACUCCUGCGUCUUCGAAGCUCACGCCUGCCUCAUCCGGCGCCGUGUCUGGUCCCAUUCUGGUGUCCUCGUCUGUAGAAGGGGGUGUUUCGCAUUUCCUGCCGACAGACACUCCAGCCGGCUCUGUCCACCAAAUUGCAGACGACUCCGAUGAAGACUCGCCGUCGAAUUUCCUCUCCAACUACAAGCCACAAGUGUCGGAAUCUCCGGAGAAGACCAAGACCCUUCACAGAGCCAGGAUAUCCCAGAAUCCGUCCAGGACGCAGCAGAAGCUAGAGCUUCAGAGAAGGGAGAUCAUGAGAGCAGGGGCUGCGACACCCACAACCCCUCCCCCAGCUGGAAUGGGAAUGCCUCUAGGUUCUGGGACGACGUUACACGGCCGCGCGGGGUCCAGAAACAGGAAUCGAUCUCUAGCCGGGGAGAUGAAAGCCGCGAAGCAGGAUUAUGAAAGUGCCGUCAAACAGUUGAUGGUGGUUAGGAGGUUCCGGAGUCCACUAAUCGAAAGCAUCAACCGGCUCAAAGAGCAAAAUUCGCUGCCACAAGACAUUGGUUCCGUCACCUCGAGCGGCGCAUUCGCCAAGAGCAGACCACAAAGUCGGCGUGGACCCAGUACCACUAGUGUGAAUGGGCAGGCGAGGAGUGGUAUCAGCCGGAGCUUCGAAGACCCCAAGCCGUCACCAUUGUUGUCACGCUCCAAUAGCAGCCGCCACCCGGGUAGAGUCCAUUUCCAGCGGCAGAGGAGCCAUGACGAUAUCGAGGUGACGCCGUCGCAAGGUAAUCUCGAUGGUGCUCAGGACGACGAGCACUUUGGGCUUUCACCAGAAGAGGCGCUGAUACGGCGCAUUUGGGACAGCCGGGAAGUUUAUGAUGCUGGGGAACCUGGAUCAUCGUGA